Molecule: messenger RNA, 573 nt
Organism: Cuscuta epithymum
Lineage: Eukaryota; Viridiplantae; Streptophyta; Magnoliopsida; Solanales; Convolvulaceae
Source: the annotation of a GenBank genome assembly
GAAUUCCUAACAGCAGACAUACUAGUAGAAAUCCGAUUAGGAAUCCACGCCAUUUCUUCCAGCAGACGCACGUUUCUUCCUUUAGCAGACGCCGGCAGCCUCAUGAAGCCUUGCCGUAGGUUCCGUCUACUGCGUGGUUUCUUUCGUAGCAGCCUCCUGAAGCCUUGGAUUAUUUGUAUUGCAAUUGGGAACAUAAGACGUUUGAUGGUGGAAGGUCUGAAGGUCAUGGCACAGGUGAAAGGGGCGGAGGGGUGGCAAAGGUGCAGUGGAAGAGGUGCUACAAGUGGUAGUGGUACAACAAUAAGAUUUGACGAAUGAGUAGAAUAAAUGAAUUACGUAGCAUAUUGGGUUUUAAAAAUAAUUCUAUAAUAUGGGUAGAAAGAACUUGAUUAGCAUUUUGAGCUACUUGUAGUUUAAUUUGUUAUCUUGGAAGGGAUAUUUUGUUGUUUGUGAAGGGGUGUUUUGUUUUUUGCAACUCAUUAGUUAAGAGCUAAUUUUUUGCAUGUAAACUGUCAGCUACCUAUUAUUGUGGAUGGUUUGAGCUCAUUUGUGUAAUUAAACUCAUUAGGCAUG